AUGUUGGAACACUGAAGCUAUUUAGAAGACUAUGUGGUGGCAUGGAAAAUGUGUGUGAUGGCACAUUCACUGCAAACAUCAGUUCAUAUGGAGAGACCACCAAGUGCUUUUGGCUCCUGGCUUCUUGGCUGCCUCCUCACUCUAGCCUUCCUCCAGCUGCCUGCUCCGGUGUCAGGGGAUGCUGACAAGUCCUACAUGGCUCCACUCGGAGGCACAGCGAAACUGCCUUGCCCUCUCUUGCUCUUGCAAGACACGGUGCUCAGUGAAGUGAGGUGGCAACGGCCCGCACACCCGCCUUGCACCCAGGCUGUUCACGUGCUCAAGGAUGGGAAGGACAGUGAUGAAAAUCUGAUGCCGGAAUAUAAGGGCAGGACGAUGCUGGUGAGAGAUGAUCACAAGAGAACUUACAUUCUACACAUCAGCAAUGUGAGGCUCGAGGACCGAGGGCAGUACCAAUGCCAGUUCCGGGACGGGAACCAGAGUCAAGAAGGCAACGUGACUCUGCAAGUGGCAGUUUCAGGUUCUGAUCCCUUCAUCCAUGUGAAGGGCUAUGAUGCUGGAUGGAUCCAGCUGGUGUGCCGGUCAAUGGGAUGGUUCCCAAAGCCAUGGACCGAGUGGAGAGACACUGAGGGCAGAGUGCUCCAGUCCCUAUCAGAGGCCCACUUCCUGGAUGAAACUGGACUAUUCCAAAUAGCAGUGUCCAGCAGAGUCAGGAACAAUGCUCUGGGAAAUGUGUCUUGCACUGUCCGUAAUGAGAUCCUUGGAAAAGAGAAGAGCACAGCCAUGGUUAUUGGAGCCCCAGCUCCCGGAAGUCUGUCCUCUCCAACCGUGGCUCUCUCUGUGGUCUUGCCUAUCUUGGGGCUCCUCAUCCUUCUUGGCAUUUGGAUAAUCUGUAAACAAAAAAGAUCAAAAGAGAAGCUUCUCUAUGAACAGGUGAUGGAGGUAGAAAAUCUUCUGGAAGACCAUGCCAAAGAAAAAGGAAGACUCCACAAAGCCAUCAAGAAACUCCGGAGUGAACUGAAGCUGAAAAGAACAGCAGCCAAUGCAGGCUGGAGGAGAGCCAGACUGCAUUUUGUGGUGGUGACCUUGGACCCUGACACAGCACAUCCCAAACUCAUUCUGUCUGAGGAUCGGAGAUAUGUGAGACUGGGUGACAAGAAGCGACCUGUCCCUGACAACCCUCAGAGGUUUGAUUUUGUUGUCAGCGUUCUGGGCUCUGAGUACUUCACAACUGGCUGUCACUACUGGGAAGUGUACGUGGGCGAGAAGACCAAAUGGAUCCUUGGAGUGUGUAGCGAUUCUGUGAGCAGGAAAGGGAAGGUCACAGCCUCACCUGCCAAUGGCCAUUGGCUUGUGCGACAGAGCCGUAGGAAUGAGUAUGAAGCUCUCACGUCCCCGCAGACUUCCUUCCGUCUGAAGGAGUCCCCAAAGUGUGUGGGGGUUUUCUUGGACUAUGAAGCAGGAGUUAUCUCCUUCUACAAUGUCACUGACAAGUCCCACAUCUUCACCUUCACCCACAGUUUCUCUGGCCCCCUCCGCCCCUUCUUUGAACCGUGUCUUCAUGACGAGGGGAAAAACACAGCACCUCUAGUCAUUUGUACUGAACUACAGAAAUCGGAUGAAUCGAUUGUCACCAAACAAGAAGAAAAAAGCCAAGCUAAUGGAGACAUGACCCUGACUGUGAACCCAUCCUUACUGUUUCCUCAGGGUUCUGAGCUUUUUCCAGUCAAUGAUACCUGGCACUCUAACCUUGGCCCUGCCCUGCAGGGGCUCAAGGUCCCUUCUUUGUAGUGCUGUGUCCUGUGAUCCACUCCUAUGAGCACCCUGGACUCUAUCUCCUGGCCCAGCACCUGUUUCUUCAGUACUUCAUGUCUUUUGACUCAAAUUCAGACCCUUCUAUAGUUUCUCUUUGUACCACUUCUCCCAAGGCUCAAUUCUGAACACUGCCUUUUUUCCCCCCUAGAGACAAGGCAUUUCCAGUGUCCUGGUGGAUGCCUUCUUGAAAUGAACAAAGCUGAAUCAGUAGAGGUUUAGUAGGAGCCACUGGUUGUACUGCAG
This is a messenger RNA of Phodopus roborovskii (desert hamster), 2058 nucleotides long. It is a transcript of the gene Ermap, whose product is annotated as erythroblast membrane associated protein (Scianna blood group). The record is from RefSeq and is a predicted model, not a curated record. NCBI's taxonomy places the organism in Eukaryota, Metazoa, Chordata, Mammalia, Rodentia, Cricetidae. The transcript has 12 exons. Gene Ontology annotation, molecular function: signaling receptor binding. Gene Ontology annotation, biological process: regulation of cytokine production; T cell receptor signaling pathway. Gene Ontology annotation, cellular component: external side of plasma membrane.